Octodon degus (degu) is the source of this 1103-nucleotide messenger RNA. RefSeq names its product odorant-binding protein 2b-like. Lineage: Eukaryota; Metazoa; Chordata; Mammalia; Rodentia; Octodontidae. The transcript has 5 exons. The record is from RefSeq and is a predicted model, not a curated record. The coding region runs from base 9 to 326 and encodes 105 amino acids. Gene Ontology annotation, molecular function: small molecule binding.
CAGAGGCAAUGAAGCCCAAGAAGUCAUUCCCUGUGACAGUGACGGCUCUGGGAGAUGGUGGCUAUGAAAUCCAGUUUACCUUCUUCUAUAAGAAUAAAUGCCAACAGAAGAUCAUUGAUGUGGAGAAAACCAGCGAUCCUAAAAAAUUCAAAACCUCACAAGACAUGAUGGUAACUAUGGAGGAGAUGCCUGUGAAAGGCCACCGCAUCUUCUACAUUGAGCACCAGGUGUUUGGGAUGACUGUGCGCAUCGCAAAACUCAUAUGGGGGGGGGGGCUUUCCCUAAAAAUAAUUCAAGUCUAUGGAAGUGAAAUAAGGCACAAUUAAUAUUGAUUUGACCGAGGUGAAGGAAGGGAAGGGAUAAAACUGGUUUAAAAUGAUCUCAGUUGGGGGAGUUUGCUUGACUUCAAUCCACUUGAACUCCCCCACCCACCCUUUUUCUUUUUCCCUGACAAAGCUCAAGAAGAAAAGUUUGGGAAUUCACAUUUUUAUGUUUCAGUAGCCUAAACUACUCAAAUUAAUGUGCAACUCCCACCUCCUCUGCCCAGGCCCCCACCCUCUUCAAUGCUAAAUAAAACCACAGCAUGUGAAACAGGAGUCCCCUGGUGUUUUUUGAGGAGAUUUGUAUGCUUGAGUUGCAAAUACCUGUCUGGUUGUCUUUGAUAUAUAUUGGAGAAAAGAGAUGUAGAAAGAAGAGAAUAGUCAGAUAGGGGUUAAGAGCUGGAAGGGGAGAGGGGGAGGAAGAAAGUGGGGAGGGAAAGAGGGAGAUUGAGGGGAAGACGGGGAGGGAAAGAAAAGCUGAAAGUAACCUUGUGACCUUCUUGCUGUUCAAGAAAUGCCUGUCUGUUCCUUUUCAGGAUGUUGGAGCCCCACCAGACAUUACAAACAACUGCAACAAAUGAGUUUGGCAGCAUCCCUAAUGUCUAGUAUUCAAAUCUUCACGAUGAGACUCGUCUUGUAUACAAUCGGUCGACUAUUUUUCGUAGCAGGUGAAAACAAGACACUGGACAUUCUGUGAAAGGGAGUAAGAACUGCAGUUCUGAAGGCCCCUGACUUUGGUUGUUUACAAAGUUCAAUCCUGUUUAUUGUGAUCCUUGGUGUCUU